AUGGUCCGGUCCAAUCAUCCCAGCCAUGGAGCGUGUAAUGGGGGGAGUGUGCUGGUGGGCUGGGGCUGGUGCUGCUCUACCGGCUGCUCCAGAGGCUCCAACAGGGGGCUACCAUCCAGGAUGCUGUGGUGGUCAUCACUGGAGCCAGCUCUGGCCUGGGGAGAGGUGAGUGUUACUUUAGAUAUGAAAACAUAAAUGUCCUCGAGGCAAUUUCGCAGCAACACAAUGUAGGCUACAUAGAGACAGAAUCACAAUUUUUUAAAAUAAAAAACAUACUCAAAGGUUCUAGUUACCAACUUUAAAAUAGUGUGUGUUGUGUUGCAGAGUGUGCUCGGGUGUUCCAUGCUGCCAAAGCAAGGCUGGUUCUGUGUGGCUGGGAUGUAGCCAGGCUACAGGACAUAGUUCAGGAGCUCACAGCCACCGCAGCAGAAAGCCAGCAGCAGGUAUAGAGACACACACUCACUCACUUCUCAUCUCCUCUUCCUCCACUGGGCUGAUCUGAAAACAUACGAUAAGGGAGAGCGAUUAGUUGAAUACUAGAAUUUUGCCUUCACCAGUUCAGCUUUUUUACAUCAUGUCAGAUGAAGGAAAGGGGACGAGGGGAGACAGCAACAUUAGACUAUUGAGAUGCACCCCUUGAAUUCUUAUGACAUGUCUAUGACGUCAUCACCGGCAGACGUACACCCCCAUUAUGGUGAUCUUUGACCUGUCCGACACAGCGUAAAUGGUUGCCAUGGCCGUGAAGGAGAUCCUGAGGUGCUACGGCCACGUGGACGUCCUCAUCAACAACGCCGGCAUCAGUCACCGCAGCAACAUCCUGGAGACGCACAUCUCCGUACAGAGGGACGUCAUGGAUACCAACUACUACCAGCUCUAA
Molecule: messenger RNA, 877 nt
Organism: Coregonus sp. 'balchen'
Lineage: Eukaryota; Metazoa; Chordata; Actinopteri; Salmoniformes; Salmonidae
Source: the annotation of a GenBank genome assembly